This is a messenger RNA of Oreochromis aureus, 3092 nucleotides long. RefSeq lists its product as uncharacterized. The coding region runs from base 12 to 2597 and encodes 861 amino acids. The transcript is spliced from 13 exons. The record is from RefSeq and is a predicted model, not a curated record. NCBI's taxonomy places the organism in Eukaryota, Metazoa, Chordata, Actinopteri, Cichliformes, Cichlidae.
UCUGCAUCAGCAUGAAGAUGAACACCUAUGGCUCUCUCUUUGCCUUUUUUCUGGCGUCUAAUGUUGCUACAGGUUUGAUCCAUGAAGCUGUGGAAGUGGCCGAGAACCUCAUCAUCACUUGUCCUCUCAGUGUGGAGGGUAAAGUGACGUGGAGCAGAGAGAUACAUAGAAGGAAAGUUGACUUACUUACAUCUUAUGGUGACGCAGAAAUACGACACAUCCGUGAUGCGGACAGGUACAGUUCGUUUGCAGAUGGGUUCCUGCUAAUUGUUGGCACUUCUGUGUCAGACUCUGGAACAUACCUGUGUAAUAAUCAAGCAGCUGUGGAGCUGACAGUCAUCCCAUCAGGAACGACAAGACGCAUCAUUUCAGAGAAGACGACGAGCACUCUGCACUGUCCUCAUGAUGCUGAAGAGUCGCAUGUCCCAGUAUGGAGCAGAAAACUCAGAGGACAGCAGCGACACAUCAGCCCUCACUCUUUCACUGUGGACCAGAUGUUGAUCAUUACAGAUGUUCAGCUUGGUGAUUCGGGACUGUACUACUGUGAUGGGAAACCUGCUGUUUAUCUGGAUGUGAUCAAAGAUGAGAGAUCUGAGAGAGGUAUCUUCUAUGAAGUAGCUGAGGUGAUGCAGAAGGUCGUUUUGACUUGUCCUCACAUCGUGGAGGGUAAAAUAACGUGGAGCAAAGAGAGGUAUGGAAUGGAAGUUGAUAUAUUCACAACCAGCAACGACAGAAGUGUAACAGACUUUAAUGAGCAUGAAGGCUACAACUCAUGGGUGGGGUCGCUGCUCAUUCGUAACACUUCCACCUCGGUAUCUGGAAGAUACUUCUGUGACAGGAAACCAGCCGUGGAACUGAUAGUCCCCCCAUCAGGAACAAGGAUACGUGUUGUGUCAGAGUGGACCAACACUGUUCUUACUUGUCCACAUGUUGAUGGAGGAUCAGAUGUUCAGACGUGGAGCAGAGAACUCAGAGGAGAACAACAGCACAUCUGGCCCAAUGCUUUCACUGUGAAUCACCUGCUGUUUAUCAACCAUGUUCAGCCUGCUGACUCUGGACUGUAUUACUGUGAUGGGAAACCAGCUGUCUAUCUGCACGUGACCACAGAUGAGCGCUCUGACAGAGGAGAGAAAAACAUACCCCCACCACCACCCCAACAAACAACAGCACCACCUGCAGGAGAAAACUCAAGUAUGACAACAAUAAAAAUACUGCCAGCUGCCAGUGCUACCCCUCAGACUUCCAGCAGACCCACCCGUGGUUUGAUCCAUGAAGCUGUGGAAGUGGCCGAGAACCUCAUCAUCACUUGUCCUCUCAGUGUGGAGGGUAAAGUGACGUGGAGCAGAGAGAUACAUAGAAGGAAAGUUGACUUACUUACAUCUUAUGGUGACGCAGAAAUACGACACAUCCGUGAUGCGGACAGGUACAGUUCAUUUGCAGAUGGGUUCCUGCUAAUUGUUGGCACUUCUGUGUCAGACUCUGGAACAUACCUGUGUAAUAAUCAAGCAGCUGUGGAGCUGACAGUCAUCCCAUCAGGAACAACAAGACGCAUCAUUUCAGAGAAGACGACGAGCACUCUGCACUGUCCUCAUGAUGCGGAAGAGUCGCAUGUCCCAGUAUGGAGCAGAAAACUCAGAGGACAGCAGCGACACAUCAGCCCUCACUCUUUCACUGUGGACCAGAUGUUGAUCAUUACAGAUGUUCAGCUUGGUGAUUCGGGACUGUACUACUGUGAUGGGAAACCUGCUGUUUAUCUGGAUGUGAUCAAAGAUGAGAGAUCUGAGAGAGGUAUCUUCUAUGAAGUAGCUGAGGUGAUGCAGAAGGUCGUUUUGACUUGUCCUCACAUCGUGGAGGGUAAAAUAACGUGGAGCAAAGAGAGGUAUGGAAUGGAAGUUGAUAUAUUCACAACCAGCAACGACAGAAGUGUAACAGACUUUAAUGAGCAUGAAGGCUACAACUCAUGGGUGGGGUCGCUGCUCAUUCGUAACACUUCCACCUCGGUAUCUGGAAGAUACUUCUGUGACAGGAAACCAGCCGUGGAACUGAUAGUCCCCCCAUCAGGAACAAGGAUACGUGUUGUGUCAGAGUGGACCAACACUGUUCUUACUUGUCCACAUGUUGAUGGAGGAUCAGAUGUUCAGACGUGGAGCAGAGAACUCAGAGGAGAACAACAGCACAUCUGGCCCAAUGCUUUCACUGUGAAUCACCUGCUGUUUAUCAACCAUGUUCAGCCUGCUGACUCUGGACUGUAUUACUGUGAUGGGAAACCAGCUGUCUAUCUGCACGUGACCACAGAGGAGCGCUCUGACAGAGGAGAGAAAAACAUACCCCCACCACCACCCCAACGAACAACAGCACCACCUGCAGGAGAAAACUCAAGUAUGACAACAAUAAAAAUACUGCCAGCUGCCAGUGCUACCCCUCAGACUUCCAGCAGACCCACCCGUGCUGCUGAUCACCUGUGGCACAUGACUGUCCGUACACUGAUUGGACUGCUCUGCUUAACCAUCAUGAUCAGCAUCACUGCUGUUACCUGGAGGAAAGCUCGACGGAUAGAGAAACAGAAGAGAGACACAGAAGCAGAAACCGGCCUGUGAUCCUCCAUCAUGCAGAAACAAGAGCCGUACAGACUGAAUUGGGAUCAGUUCAUCGUCAUCCAGUCACACAGCACACAGCCAUCCUGAACCUCAGAGUGACGACAGAUUGUUCAGCAUGUGAUCCAAACUUUCAGUGACCUUUGUCUCUCUCUCUUAUGUGUCGCAGACUAAACUGAGGUUAAACUGGAUAAAAGAAAAGAAAUUCAGUUAAUUGAAACUCAAAAGUAACAUAUUAAAGUACAUGUAAAGUAUUUGCUGCUCUGCCCUCUCAAUAUCCUGCAGCUCAACAGUUUCUGUCCCAUCACAGUCUAAUUUCUUUGUCUUUGCUCUUUCUGUUUCUGGAGCUGUGCUGUAUUUAGUCAACAGGCAUUAAAAACAUGUUAGAAGCUCAGUUUAGUUUUAGAUCUGUUACAUUCACUGCUUUCAAAUAGAGUGAGUCCAUUUUUGAUUUGUGUUGUUUGUGUCGAUGUUGUUUGAGUAAAAACGUAAACUUAC